AUGAGUUCGAAGUGGACUUUGAUAGUGUUGUUCGCACUGGCGAGCCGAGCUGCUGCCGCCUCCACGGCGGAUCCUUACCACCCUGACCAACGGUCCGCCCAGCCUCAGGCUGCUGUAGCAAAUGCUGAAACCUCUGGAAACUUUUGGAUAGACGAUGCUCAAAAAGAAAUUGAGACUCGUCAUUAUCGAGGAAAUGCUGGCGGACCUGGUAAAGCACGUAAUGUGAUCCUGUUUUUAGGCGACGGUAUGUCCAUUCCUACAUUGGCUGCGGCUCGUACACUGUUUGGACAGAGAAAUAACCAAACCGGAGAAGAAGCACAACUUUCCUUCGAAGCAUUUCCAACUACUGGCUUGGCAAAGACUUACUGUGUCAAUGCUCAAGUUGCUGAUUCAGCGUGUACAGCAACGGCGUAUUUGUGUGGAGUUAAAGCGAACGGAGGAACUAUCGGAGUGUCUGCUGCAGUGCCUCGCUGGGAUUGCCAGGCGUCCAUUCCGACGUCAACACAUGCAGAUUCAAUUGCAGCUUGGGCUCUCGCUGAUGGACGUGAUGCUGGUAUUGUGACAACAACACGAAUCACUCAUGCCUCUCCUGCCGGUGCUUACGCCACCGUAGCGAAUCGUCAUUGGGAAAAUGACGCUGAAGUUCGUAACGACGGACACGACCCGAAUAUUUGUCCUGAUAUCGCUCAUCAGUUAGUUCAUUCCCAUCCUGGCAAUCAAUUCAAGGUAAUUUUAGGAGGCGGGCGACGUGAAUUUUUACCUACGACUAGUGUCGACGAAGAAGGAACUCCCGGCAGGAGAACUGACGGUAAAAAUUUAAUUCAAGAGUGGCAGAAUGAUAAGGCAGCUCGCAACGCUAGCUACCAGUAUAUAUGGAAUAAAGCUCAGCUGCUCAGAGUCAAUGAAAAUUUACCAGAAUACCUUCUAGGAUUAUUUGAAGGAAAUCACCUUCAAUAUCACAUGCAAUCUAAUCUCAAUGAAGAGCCGACUCUGGCCGAACUCACAGAAACAGCGAUUAAAAUGCUAAGUCGUAAUGAGAAGGGUUUCUUUUUAUUCGUCGAAGGUGGUCGCAUUGACCACGCUCACCAUGAUAAUUUGGCGGAGCUUGCGUUGGACGAGACUUUGGAAUUGAGUGCUGCGGUGAAGCGAGCUACUGAACUCCUAUCAGAAGAAGACUCUCUUCUUGUUGUUACGGCUGACCACGCACACGUAAUGUCUUUAAAUGGUUAUACUCCAAGAGGUGGAGAUAUUCUAGGUCCUGCCGGUAACAGAGACUCAAACAGUGUACCUUAUAUGACUCUCUCUUACACUAAUGGGCCCGGUUUUCGUCAACACGUAAGCGGUCAAAGAGUCGACGUCACUCAAGAACCCAACUAUCGGCAAUUGAAUUGGAGGAGCCACGUGGACGUACCACUGGGGUCGGAAACGCACGGCGGCGAUGACGUAGCAGUAUUCGCCACCGGGCCGCACCACGCUAUGUUCUCGGGGUUGUAUGAACAGAGCCACUUGCCUCACCGCAUGGCCUACGCGGCGUGUUUUGGGCCCGGCCGCACGGCUUGCAAUGCCGCUGUCGUACAUCAGCCUAUUAUGUUCGCCUUAGCCCCUAUUGUACUCAUUAUAAGACGCUUAAUGGCGUUAUAAGCUUCUUGCGAUUAAAUUACGCGUCCAAAGAUAUUAUAAUGAUCUCCUUCAUGAAUAUUAUGGUGAAAUUUGUAUUUGUCGUUUAACUUUUUUAUACGGUUUUAAAUACCAGUAUUGUAGGAAUUAAAAAUAAAUUAUAUGUA
Molecule: messenger RNA, 1784 nt
Organism: Vanessa atalanta (red admiral)
Lineage: Eukaryota; Metazoa; Arthropoda; Insecta; Lepidoptera; Nymphalidae
Product: membrane-bound alkaline phosphatase-like
Exons: 5
Coding region: 1-1641 (546 amino acids)
Biological process (GO): dephosphorylation
Molecular function (GO): alkaline phosphatase activity
Source: RefSeq, a predicted model, not a curated record